AAGAUCACUGAUGAAUGACUUUUAAACUUAAACAUGCAGGUGCUUCUUUGACCCGAAAAAAAUAAACCUCUUGUUUUUGUUAUGGUUCAUAGAAUCGAAGAAUAUUUUCCCUCUUGGAUAGGCAUCGAUUAUUUGCCACAAAUUGUUGGUCAUAAGUCCCAAAUUUUGGUCUAGAUUUUAACACUUUUUUGGGAAAUUAUGUAGUAUAUGAAAAUGCGCUAUACCACACUGAGAUAUUUUUUCAUUAAGGAGCUCAAUUUUGCUAGAGAUGAACUCUAGUUCUGAGUUCCGAAUUGGUCUCAAAAUGGGACUUUUCAACGUCCAAAAAAAGAUCCAGAGCUUAGUAUUGUUUAUCUUUAAAAUAACGAUUUUUCUUGGAAAAAAAUUGAAGCAAAAUGCGUAGACAAUGUCGACUCAUUUUUAUAUUUGUUUUCGCUGUACUCGUACUCUUACCAGUCGAUGGAAUCAUCUUGGACAACUGUUCGAGGUACAUCACUAUCUCCAAGCUAUUCCUACCGAGUAAAGACAUAGAUAAUUUCAAGAAAGGCUCUACAGAGAUUCAGGCUUCUGACUGGAAAAGCUGUUUCUUGUCAUGUUGUUAUUUGUCCAGUUGCCGUGAGGUAGUUUAUGGUGUACGGACUGGUUGUCUUCACGUCGAGUGUAGUGGGCCGUUUGGGUUUUGUAAAUAUCGACCUAAUGAACUUAUGGACGUCAGUAUUCAUGGGAUAAUUAUCCGAGAACGACGUCUUGAUAUUCCCCUUAGUGAACAACUCGACCAGCUUCAGUUCCGUAAUGGUCCUUCACUUGUCACAUCAGACAUGAGGUUCACGCAUGUGCAGCAGUGUGCUCAGUAUGUUGAGCCGGUGAAUGUUACAGGAGUCGCCGAAUCCUGGGCAACCAAGCGAUUCUCGCCGUUUUCAUACCUGUAUGGGAUACCUCGUGCUGUUCCACCAUUGGGAAUGCGCUCGGCUGUGCCUCUUGGUGGACUGGGAACAGGUUCUUUUGAGCUUCGGGCAGAUGGAUCCUUCACAGAGUGGACCUUAGAGAACCAGUCCCCUGGUGGUUCGGCCAAAUUAAGUCAAGGAGCACUGGAUCUAGCAUUCAUAGGAGUUCGAGUACAAACUGCUAAAGGCGUGAAAGCGUCUCUACUGCGGACGCAUCCAGCUCAUGGUCUUCCUAGUGUGGAUGGACUUUCUUACUCUGGGGCAUUCCCAGUGUCUAAGCUCGUUGUUGAGGAUAAGGGGUUUUUUGGAGUACAAAUGGAUCUGUACGCGUAUGGAAGCCUUCGUGCGAGAAAUGCAACAGCGUCAGCACUUCCUGCAGUCUUCUUCACGUUGCGAGUUCGAAACCCAACCACAAACUCAGCAAAUGUUUCUUUGCUUCUUAAUCUUCCUUUAGGCGAGCAACCAGACACGUCAAGAGAAGGACAUGCUUUCAAGGUAGUGAAAGACGUCAGCACAUCUUCAAUCUGUGCAGAGCUGUGCCAAGAACACUUACGCUGUAAAGCAUGGUCACUAGAAAAUGGAUCUUGUGAACUCAAGGAUAUUAUGCCGCUUCACGCAUAUAAGAGGGCGACAACAUCAGGGGUCAAAGGUUUUUGGGGAUCUAGUCAUGACAGAUUAACGUGUGGGAGACCUGGACGAUACCCUAACAGUGGUAGCACGACAAUUAUGUUGGUUAAAAAAGACAAAAACGACAACAAAUACCGACGAGACAGUGUAUACGAAAACCAUGAGGACAGUAACAACAGCAAUAACAGCAAAGAAGGUCGAUAUGGCAACACAGGGAACGAGGUAACUCAACACAACAGUAGCAACAAAAAACGACAUGACGGUGAUAACAUGGUCAAUACCCAGAGAAAAUACUACAAAAGCGACAAAAGAAGAAAGAAAAACAACAGCAAAAAUGACAAGGACAAAGACAGCAGCAACAACAACAAAAAUGACAAGGACAAAGACAGCAGCAACAACAAUAACAAAAAUGGCAAAAACAACAGCGGCAACACUAACAACAACGUUGAACGGGAAAACACACACGGAGCACAUAAAGAAACUAAUAACAAAGAUGAAUACGAGUCAGAAAAUAUACAAAAGAAAAAACUAAAUACUAAGAAGAGUAAGAAAGGAAAGACUAACAUCGAAGAUAUAACAUUUUCGUCCGCCGUUUCUAAUGAUAUAAACGACAUAUGGAAACAUUUUGAAAAAUAUGGUCAUUUACACAACAUGGUUGUCAAGGAUACAGGUUUCCAUGGUAGCGGAGUAGGUAGAAUGAUUUUGAGGCCUGGUGAAGAAGCUACCAUAACACUAGUGAUGGCAUGGUACUACCCGUUUAGGGACCAUGCGGGGGAGAUUGUUGGUCAGUAUUACGGGAAUAUUUUCAAGUCCAGUGAAGAGGUUGCCUCACAUGCAAGACAGAAUAUAAAAAAUGUUCUAAGCGAGCUGAUUAGUUAUCGUGAAAACAUGAUGCCUCCAAGAGCACCAAACUGGGAUCCACAAGAAAUAUUUCACAUAGAUUCCUCGCUUCCUGAUUGGCUGCAAGACAUGCUUGUCAAUAGUCUUAGUUACUGGCGAACAGGAUUCUGGGUAGCUGAUGGAAGAUGGCGCCAGUGGGAGACAUUUGAUUGUAAUGACGUUGAUUCUGUUCACAAUGAUUUUCAGAGAGAACUGCCUUAUGUUCUUUUCUUUCCGGGUCUGUUAGAAAAUGUGGUUCGCGCCUGGGCAAAGUCUCAGCUACCAAAUGGAAUCAUCCCUGAAGCUCUUCAAGGACAGUUCGGUUGCUGGGCUAAAACGAAUAAGCUGGACGCCGUGGGUGGUAGAUUGAACAUGGCUGAUGUACACCCUGCAUUUAUUGCACAGGUAUAUCACCUCUAUAUCUGGGCUGGUAAAGAACAACUCCUUCGGGAUCUAUGGCCAACAGUACGCAAGGCAACCCAAUGGAUGAUAGACGAAGGAACGGAUGGAACAGGGCUGCCAUUGCGCAUGACCAACACCUAUGAUAUCUUACAGCUACAACAAUACGAUCAUUCCUUCUACAACAGCGUUAUGUUCUUGCUCGGGCUGAGAGCAGCAGAAGAGAUUGCUGAGGUACAAAAAGAUGUCGACAUGUACUUUCUUAUCAGGGAAGCUAUUGCUAAAGCCUUGAAGAAAGUUGAUCAGUUGUUUUGGGAUGAUGAGCGAGGAUAUUAUCAUGCUUGGUGGGACAGCAAGAAAGGCUCACCACCAUGGAUGAUGGCAGAUUCCUUAUAUGGACAAGUGUGGGCGUAUACCUUAGGUCUGGGUAAUCUUCUCGAUCCUGAAAAGAUGAAGUCUCAUAUGAACAAAGAAAAUCUGCUAAACGACACCCCAUAUGGACUACGUGUAAUGACAAAUAACAGAGCGAACAAAGAAGAUGACACAAACAAAACACGGCGCAAAAGGGAUGUCACUGAGGAACAAAAACGAAUCUUAGAAUUCAACCAGUACUAUGAGAAUCUAAACCAAAAUAGCUAUAGGCCAACUAGCGAAGACUUAAGUUAUGGAACUGAAGACUAUCAAAGAACGUUAAAUUCUAUUAACAAUGGGUAUGGAAGGACGAUGCAUAUUUAUCAAAACUCGCAGUCACCAAAUGUGUAUCCAGUUUACCAAUAUCAAGAUGGGUAUGCAGUUGAUCAAAGACGGGGCUUUCGUGCAAUGACCGACUGGGACAAGUAUUAUCAUUAUAUGGAAGAAGAAAAUAGGCCGAGCAUGAAUGAAUAUUUGAGUACUAGUGGUAGUCCAGUUAGAGGAGAAAAAGAAUCUGUUGCGCUUCAGUACGAGAACUUGGAAUCUGUAUCCUCAACGAACUUGGAAAGGAAUUUGUAUGCUUCGUAUGUCUUCAGUAACGACGCUAAAGAUAGUAACAAGGAGCUACCUUCGAGAAAGGUGAAGGUGAAAGAGGACGAAGAGUACGAUAGCUCUUCACCCAGAAAUAUCAUCAAAACUGCAGCAACACAAAAGCACGCGGAGGGAAAACCGUUUCAAAAACCUAACAAUUCAAGCAACUGUUCGUUGCUAAGAAAACAUUCAAUCUAUAAAUCCAUAUGGAUGGGAGCCAGUCCAGAUUGGACAUCUAUGCAAAUUCAUUUAGGAAUAGACCCAUAUAAAGCUUUAGAACAAACUAAAAAAUCCUUAUUACACUACCGUGAUCAUCUUAACGACCUAUGGAAUAUCCAUGGGCUGACUGCGGGCUCAGGGUAUGGUUUGGACGGCCAGCCAUGGUGUACAUCGCACUAUACAUUUCAUAUGGUACUCUGGCACAUCCCUUUUGCUCUUUCAGGACAGCAGUAUUCAAUUAUUGAGAGGAGUCUUGUUUUUAAUCCUAGAGUCAAAGUCCCAUAUGCAUUACCAUUUUUCUUGCCAUAUGCGAGUGGGACAAUCGAGGCUGUCUAUAGCCCUAACCGUAGGGCAGUAUUAUUUAAGGUAUCAGUAACCCAUGGUUACCUUAUCCUCAAGUCGUUAGUAAUUUCAGGUACUGUAUGGCCUGGGAAGGUUCUUAAACUAGAAAAAGGAGAAUUUGUAAUUUGGUCAUAGGAAUGCAUUCCGCUAUCGCAAUUGUAUGGGAGAACAGUUUUCAUACAGGAAUCGGUUAUCCCAUAUUUCAGCUUGCCAGCGGGAAAAAAAGGGGUUUGAAAUUUAUUCAAAAUCUAGAAAGUAAAUAGUUGCGAAUCUAAUUUUUCCCGUCAUGGCUGUUUUAGCAGUUAACAAAACAACUUUACUGAUGAUUUUCUAACUCUUCAGCUUUGUAAACAACCGUUUUUCAGCUACAGUUAAGUGUCGUUCUCAAAAUUAAUUUCUUUAACAAAUAUUUGCAAAAUAAAUGAUUUUUCCAAUUGGAAAAAACUGAAUUGAGUCUACAACCCGCUACGUUUUGAAGUGCACUAGAGGUACAGGGCAAAGGUACAAACCGGAUACGUUUACCACUCCUUGCUGGACGGCUUGAUGCCUAACAAUGUAAACAAUGCUGUAUUCAGUAAGGUUGACUAGUUAUCAUGUCAACGGCUAAGAUACACCUGCUGCCGCAGAUCAAUAGCUUUCUAUGAAGUUCUUGUAAGCUUUAAGACCACUUAUAAUCCUAGCCACAACCAUUGUUGGUUAUAGCGGUUUCAAGAUAGCCGCUUCAUCAAUUUACAUUAAGUUACAUUUUAGAAUAGGAAGACUAGAAAUAGGAUCGACUUCCCAGCAAGAUACGAUGCAAUAAGAAAUGAUGUUCUCGCAACGAUCCGCUCGGAUUAUUCAUGUCUAAUUUAA
Molecule: messenger RNA, 5264 nt
Organism: Actinia tenebrosa (Australian red waratah sea anemone)
Lineage: Eukaryota; Metazoa; Cnidaria; Anthozoa; Actiniaria; Actiniidae
Biological process (GO): carbohydrate metabolic process
Molecular function (GO): beta-glucosidase activity
Source: RefSeq, a predicted model, not a curated record